AUGGGUUUGGGACAAACGGUCCUUUCUAUACAUACCUUCCAUGCUCGGCCUGAUCCCUUCCCAGAAGAGGACAACUUACUAGUGUCAGCUUGGCUUAAUACUAGUUUGGACCCAAUCAAUGGGGUUGAUCAAUCUAAACAUUCAUUUUGGGUUAGAGUACAUGAAUAUUAUGAGAAAAACAAAAAUUCCACAUCUUGUGAACGUAGUUUAAGCUCUCUCACAAAUAGAUGGUCAACCAUCCAAUAUGCUACAAAUAAGUUUUGUAGGGCCUUAGCUCAAAUUGAAGGAAGGUCUCCAAGUGGGGCUACUAAGCAAGAUAAGAUUGAGCAAGCAAAGGAACUCUGUCGAAGUAACCAAUCCGCAACAUUCAACUUCCUUUAUUGUUGGAAUAUUCUAAGGCACCAUCCAAAAUGGAAACAGACUGUAGCUGAGGGUAGUGUGAAAACUAAGAGAAAAUCAGUAACCCCAGAUGUUCAUGUGCCAGAGUUUACAAUCAUAUAUGAAGACAUCAUAUCUCUAUCUAUAGAUGUGAAUCUAGAGAGACCCAUUGGAAAGAAGGCUGAAAAGAAGCAAAAGAGGCAAGAUAGUACCUCUUCCAAUCUUGCGGAUUUGAUGACUAAAAUGAGAGAGGAGAAGAAGAGAGCAAAUGCUGAGAAGGGAGAAGAUAGGAAAGAGAUUAUCCGUCUUACGAAAGAGAGGCUUGAUUUGGAUUAAAGAAGAGAAGAUAAGGAAAUUAUGAGGAUGGACACCUCAAGUUUGUCUCCAAUGCAGCAAGAGUAUUUCUGUAGCCCCCAAUUAGAAAUACUUGAGAAGUAAAGGUCUACAAAACCAUGAUUGGGUUUGGUAUGGGCUACAAAUGAACAUAUUUUGAAAGGUAACAAUGCAGCCACUUUUGGGAAUGCUCUUUUGAUAGUUUUUUGUCUAGAACACAGCACAAACAUGAAGCUUAUGUCCAGCCACAUUUGGGAAUAUGGGUUUGAUAGUUUUUUGUAUAGAGUACUCUACAAAACCUGAAGCCACAACGUAGCUAGUGGAUAGUUCAGAUUUUUUUUUUUUUUUUUUUUGUAUAGAACACAGCACAAGUAGCACACUAAACUGUCUUAAUAGUCUAAUGUGUUCUUUGUUGGAGAAGUUAUGAUGGUGGCACACCAAAGUGUUGUUGUGAAUGACUUAACUUUAAUUAUGAGAAUGAAUGAGCAGGAACCGGCCAAAACUAUGGCAUUUCUAUCUUCAAUUUAUUGUCUCCCUAUUGAGUUUCUAUGCUUGAUCAAUAUAUUACACUAUAAUUGAUGUGUA
Carya illinoinensis is the source of this 1296-nucleotide messenger RNA. Its product is annotated as glutathione S-transferase T3-like. NCBI's taxonomy places the organism in Eukaryota, Viridiplantae, Streptophyta, Magnoliopsida, Fagales, Juglandaceae. The transcript has 3 exons. Bases 1 to 714 code for a protein of 237 amino acids. The record is from RefSeq and is a predicted model, not a curated record.